Messenger RNA from Geodia barretti, 591 nucleotides. The record is from the annotation of a GenBank genome assembly. Lineage: Eukaryota; Metazoa; Porifera; Demospongiae; Tetractinellida; Geodiidae.
AUGAUUGACAAUCAGGAAGCAGUCAAAGUUAUCGACGCCAAUCGUGGCGAUGGCGUAAUCAUCGCCACCAUGAACGCCAACAACGUCCGGUUCGGGCUGCCAACGGUUACCACCCAGGAACAGCUUGAUAUGCCGGUGUCGGGAGCCAUGGGCAAGGCCGCCAACGUCGGCUUGGGCCUGGCGCUGGCGCAACCUAAUCGCAAGGUGAUCGUGCUGGACGGCGACGGCAGCUUGCUCAUGAAUUUGGGCGCAAUGGUCACCCUCGCCAACAAGACCCCGAAAAACCUCUGCCACAUGGUGUUCGACAACGGGGUCUAUGCAGUGACCGGUGGACAGCCCGUGCCGGGAUCAGGCAAGGCUGACUGGGAAGGGCUGGCCAAGGCCGCCGGCUAUGCGGCCACCUUCUCCUUCGAUAACCUGGAAGACCUGACCACGGGCAUCGCAGAGGCCAUGGCGGCCACCGGCCCCGUCUUCGUGCAUCUGCAGGUAACCCCGCAGAUCGAAAACACCCCCGUGCAAUUCCGGCAACGGGGCCGCCGAAGUAUGCAGACGGCCAUAGACGAACUGCCGGAGAUCUUUGCCAAGGCCUAG